This is a messenger RNA of Salarias fasciatus (jewelled blenny), 918 nucleotides long. It is a transcript of the gene spdya, whose product is annotated as speedy/RINGO cell cycle regulator family member A. The coding region runs from base 1 to 918 and encodes 305 amino acids. Gene Ontology annotation, molecular function: protein kinase binding. The record is from RefSeq and is a predicted model, not a curated record. Lineage: Eukaryota; Metazoa; Chordata; Actinopteri; Blenniiformes; Blenniidae. The transcript has 6 exons. Gene Ontology annotation, biological process: positive regulation of cyclin-dependent protein serine/threonine kinase activity.
AUGACUUCGCCCCCAGCAGUAACCCUGCGCGUGAAACGCAAAAAUGACCGACAUAUGAAACGACACCUGUGCCCGAACGGCGCUAGCGGUCAGGACAGACCGGGCCCUCGAUGGCCGAGGCAGCCCGGCCAGCACAACGCCAACCACACCAAGCCGAGCAGCUCUUCUACAUGGGUCAUCAAGCAUCAGGAAAUGGAUUCAUUCUUUAGGCUUUUUGAGGACCACCUCAUCCAAGACUUUCUUAUGAUGGACCGUUGCUACAAGAUGACAGACAAGUACCUUCUGGCCAUGACCUUCGUCUACUUCAAAAGGGCCCGCUUCACGACUGCUGAAUUCACCAGGAGGAAUUUCUUCAUUGCCCUUUAUCUGGCCAACACCAUGGAGGAGGACAACGAAAAGAGUAAGUAUGAAAUAUUCCCCUGGGCUCUGGGCAAGACGUGGAGGAAACGGUUUCCGAGUUUCUUACGACAGCGGGACAAGCUGUGGGCUCGUAUAGGGUACAGAGCUGCCAUCAGCCGACGCUGCUGUGACGAGGUGAUGGCCAUCAAGUCCUCUCACUUCGUGUGGCAGCGGCAGAGGCCCGAGCACCACAGCGGUGCCCAGAGGGAAUAUGGCGACCAGGACUACGCUCUCUCUCCCCGCGGGCCUUCAGCCUCACCCGCCUCCUGUGCCCAGUGUACCCGCAGCAGCAAGCUACCUCUCCACCCAGCCUCCUCCUCCUCCUCCAAAAGAAAAGUACAGACAUCGCACAAUGCCUGCCUGAACCCGGCGACCUCGGCACUACUUCUGGAGGUCACCCCUCCAAGACCUGCAAAAAGCCAGGCCAGGUGCUCCAAGGCACGCGCUCCAGAAGAGGCUCCCAGGAAUAUUUGCGGGCCCACGUACGACCUCUUCAUGGACUGGAUCAGCGAGGAGUAG